AGCGUGGUCAGCUAAUUAUUGACAACGCAGACCACUAUGAAACCGAAAGCAGUGGAACUGGUUAGAUCAACCGCUGGGGUAAUAAUAACGAGCUUACAAGGCGCCCAUCGCCACAUCAUCCGCUUAGAUGUAUGACGUCUGAUCGUCCAAGCGCUUAUGUUGCAUCGAAACCUGAGUGCAAUGCCUCGGCAGGUUGAACUUGAAGGGGCCCGUGGAAGUUUCCACGAGUCGCCAUCGCAAUGGUUUGCUAGGCGGUGUCACCGUAUUGUGGACCAUGCAACACCCAGUACUAGACCAAUACUGGUUCUUGCUGUUGUGACGACGCGUCCCAGCCUCGACAAUUGGACUGGGUAAAGCUGUGGCAGUGCCAGCUAGUAAAGUUGCAACGUUGAGCUGUCUUUUUCGGACUAUUAAGGUCCCGGAUGAUGCAUUGAUCAUAUCGGGGACCACGUUACCAUAAACCACAACGUUGACCUCCGCUGUACAGUCACGAAAUGGAUGGUUGGGUUGAUUACAUUCAUUUUUCGUUCCUCGGUGAACAUAUCCUCUUGAGUUCUCUGCGCCUACACACUGUCUGGGAUUUAUUCCUCGGUGUUAUCCUGACUUCUGUCAUAUGUUUUUCCGAGAGAUUCUUGUCGUUUGCUAUUACCAAGCAUUGGCGUCCUCAUUUCAUUGGUCGUUCGCGACUAGCAAAAGCAGUAUGGAGAGCAACGUUAUAUGGUGUUGCAACAACACUUAGACUACUUUACAUGCUUAUCGCCAUGUCAUAUCAAGUAGGUCUCAUCCUUGCCGUUGUUGUCAUGUUGUCAGUCGGACAAUUCCUCUUCGAGUAUGUUGAUGCUGCCCCAGCAAAAUCAACCACCUAUGAUAAGAUUAGAGAUCCUCUCCUGGACUCUGAGAGUGAGGACGACUCAUACAAUAUGUCUACACGAUCAUGGCAGCCCAAAACCCGCCGAACGAAGCCAAAACCAGAGGCUAUUCUUAUUCACCCCGGCGACUCUAACCUCGCCCGCGCCGAUGCUGCGGCGCAGGAACUUGGCAUAGCUGGUGACACCGAGCGAGUAAAAGUCAAUCGCUAUCCUGUUGAUCAGGAUGCUUGGGAGCAUGGGAAGGGUAGAGACAUAGCCCGACAAUUACUUGGAAGCACAGCACGACGUCCUCAGUCCCCGCCAGAUAAUCCCAUGUCCCAGAUUUCCAAUGAGUCUUGAGCCCCGAGGGUUCAGAAAUUGUAGCACGUCAGAUUGUUGUAUAAAUGAUCUUUACAAGCCA
Molecule: messenger RNA, 1269 nt
Organism: Suillus subaureus
Lineage: Eukaryota; Fungi; Basidiomycota; Agaricomycetes; Boletales; Suillaceae
Exons: 6
Coding region: 495-1208 (237 amino acids)
Biological process (GO): copper ion transmembrane transport
Cellular component (GO): membrane
Molecular function (GO): copper ion transmembrane transporter activity
Source: RefSeq, a predicted model, not a curated record